UCAUAUUUAGCUUGUUGCUAAUGAUAGUAAGGAAUGAUGUCCUUCCUUGUUUUUUCGUCGGUUGUGUUUCUGCAGUAUACUAUUUACAUUUAAACUGAUAUUCGUCUACUAGAAUAAACCUUACCAGUAACACAAAAAGUGAGCCAAGAUGUGAUGAUACAAUUCAUCUAAGAGCUGAAGAGAAAGGCAACUGAAAUCAGAGUGUUGGGGGGGGGGGACAUUUUAGUAUUAAAAAAACUUACCUGUGUGAAAGCUUGUGCAUCCCAACAGUUUGAGUGAAUUAUUGUAUAAAUUGCUGUGAGAAGUAGAUCACAAAGGAAGAAUGGAGGAAACAGGACUUUCAAAAAGAGAUUUCAGCCAGCUGUUGCUGGAUUUUUCAAGUUGGUAUGAUGGACUUGGAUACAUCAAUAUGCUAAAAGUUUUGUACAACAAUAGAGAUCACGUGCCAAUUUAUAAUAAGUUAAAUGAGGCUACUAAGGUGAUGCCCUUGCUAAGUAUGUUAAUUGGUUCUGGGAGUUUGAGUCUAACAAAUCUCACUAUCCUUUAUGACACAUUAAAAGCUACUGGACAAUUUGGCUUCAAAUCUAGAAUUGUACUUUCAACUUUACAAACAAUCAAGGAACAUGAAGUGUCUAAAUUCUCAUGGUACAGACAGUUCCUCUUGAAGCUAGGAAUGACACUAACUGAUGAUGAUAUAGUAGUGCUUGAUUUACGAUAUAACAUGCCAGUGUUAAAGAAUUAUAAAGAUAGCUGGCAUUUGAUUCUGGAUCUAGAGCAAAGGAAUGAGCUUUGUGAAGAAAAAAUUGAUGAUUUCAUUGAAGGAUUACCAAGUGACAAAGCUCUGAAAGCUUUACUGGAACUUGAAGUGUACAAGAGAGCAGUCAGUAAGCAAGAGGGUGAAACAUACACAUCUUACUACAACCGUUUGAAAGAGAAUAUUAGACAGUCAAACAUGCAUAUAAGAAAGGAAGUUAGUGGUGAUGGGAACUGUUUUUUAUACUGCAUCCAAGAUCAAUUUGAGAGGCUGGGUUUACCAAAUCGAUCUAGUGCACAACUCAGGGCUGAUUUAGUGGACUACUUGCGACAUUUGGAUAAAGAAGAUCCAUUGAUCGCCCUUACAGAUGACAAAUAUCUAGAUGAAUUGAGUAAAGAUGGUACUUUUGUUGACGAGACAGCCAUACGAGGGAUAUCACGAAUAUUAAAUCACAACUUUCAAAUAGUGACCAGUCAAAGAAAAAGCACAGAGCAGGGCUACAUGGUCACAAAAAUUCAGGAAAGUUCAAACCCAGAUGGUGUAAUGUUAUUUGGUCAAAUUGGAGAGCUACACUAUAUAAGCUUAGGUGAUGAAGUUGGAUCACAAGUAUCAGCAAGGCAAAACUUAGAUUGCCCAAGUAAGCAAGAUUUAAUUAUCAAAGAAUUUCUGACAAGAAACCUGAAGCAAUUGUAUCAGGAUGUUAAUCAAAUGACACCAGCAAUCUGGCAUAGACAUCAUAGAGUAAAUAUUGCUGAAGUAUUCACACAACUCAUCUUACUGGAAUCCAACAGGAAAGACAAAGAAGAACCAAAUGAAGACAAAUCAACAUGUAUAAGAAAGGAAGGUAGACCCACAUCUUUAACAGAGGUAUUAGGUAUCAUUAAAUUAAAGGAUUCAUGUAAGGUAUUAAUAACAGGAGAAGGAGGGAUGGGCAAGUCUACACUUCUGAAAUAUAUUACUUUUAAAUGGGCUACUGAUGAUGUACAUGCCUUUGCUGGUAAAUUACUGUUUUUGAUCAAUAUUGGGGACAUUAAAGCAAGUACAGAUAUGUUGGAAAUAAUUACAAAAAACAUAGCUACGAAAGAAUUAAUUCUUCGGCACAACUUGCCAACUAAUUCAGUUGAAAGAUUCCUGAUCAACAAUGCUGAUGAUAUAGUUAUUUUGUUAGAUGGAUAUGAUGAGUUACACAGAGAUGCUAAGGACCCUAUAUAUCUGUUCAAAGGAUGUGAAUUAGAAAAAAGCACUGUGGUGGUAACAUCCCGACCUGACUACACAAUUGAUUUGGUUAAAUGUUGUACUAUACAUAUUGAAGUGAAGGGAUUCAGUAAAAGAAACAUAAAGGAAUAUGUUCAUGAUCAUUUUCAUUCAAUCAACAAAUGUGAGUUGGGGGAAUUAUUAAUGAAGGAGUUCAAUCUUGUGUCAGAGGAUGAAUGUGAUUGGGGUGGUGAUCAUAAAGAGGCAUUUGAAUUGUGCUCUUCCCCACUGUUACUGCUUAUGAUUUGUACCAUAUGGGAACAAAAACAACAUCUUCCAAAAGACUUGUCAGAUCUUUUCAUCGAACUGAUUUGUUGCAUUUUAAGUCAAUAUAAACGCAAGAGGGAUGAUAAAAUUGCAAUUUUCCAAAUUGAGAGAGUUCCAGAGCAGUAUAGACUUGCCAUUCUACUAUUAGGAGAAUGUAUGUAUGAAGGCCUAAAGGAAAAUAAAUUGUCUAUUGACAAACAUGUUUUAUCAAAUAUGACGAAAAAUAUGGAUUCUGUAGAUUUAGCAUUUAAACUUGGAUUUGUUUAUGAAGAUAGCCCUUUUUACCCUGGUGAUGUGAGGGAGAUGUACACACCUCCACACAAAUUAAUUUCAGAGGCACUAGCAGGUUUUUAUUUGUCGAAUCAAAUUGAGAAAGAACAUUUGAAAUCUGAUGAAUAUGAGGUGAUAAGAUCUAAUAAAUAUUUAAAUAUGACAAGAGUGUUUACAAUAGGAUUUCUAGGUGCUAAAGCUGGUGGAUUGCUUAAACACUGGUUAGUAAUCAGGGCUUCACAUUUUUGCUCAAUAGCACAAUGUUUCACACAUAUAAAGGAGGCAAAUGAAGAAGCUGUGCUACAGGAAUUGGAUAAAAACAUGUCCACUGAAAUGAAAUCCUACUGUAAGCAAAUGCGUGAGACAUACAGAAGUGUCCUUAAGGAUGAUAAAAGCGUAGUAAGUGAGCAUUUAUAUAAACUUAUGAACAUAUGUUGCACUAUAUAUGAGGGAAAACUGGUGGAGAAAUUUAUAUCGCUGUUAGAUGCAUCUAGUGAAGAGACUUUCAGAACAUCAUGCAGAAGUUUGGUACAUAUCUUAGUUAUUGUAGGAGGACUAAAUUUAGGAUACUUCAGGUUGAGUACUAAAAACCGUUUAUUUGAAUAUAUAUCAAAUUGGAAAAGUGAAAAACUUAAUGUCCUUUCUGCUGAGAUGAAAUACCUCAAAUUGAACUAUGGUUACACUGGUGUCUAUUUAAAGCAUGUAUUUAAUUCAUCAUUCUUGAUUCAUUUGCUGACGUAUUCAAGUAACCUCUCUAAAUUAUAUAUCACUUCGGGUAAGCUUACUGGGUCUGUACUCAGUGUAGUUAUCAUUGAGUUACACAAAACUAAUGUAAAGUUGAAGUUAAAAGAACUUUGUAUUUUUCGCAGUGAUCUACAUAACAUCAAUGGAACAUUACUAGGAAAACUAUUUGAAAUAGCUCCUGAUCUAAAUGUGCUAAAUUUAAGCAGUUGUAGUUUAUCAGGUGAUAUUGUGAGGGCAAUGAUUACAGAAUGUCAGUACGGUGGAGUUUCUUUAGGUGGAUGCAAUCUUAUUAUUAACAAUAAUAACAUUGAUGAUGCAUUAUUGGGCAAUUUACUUAAAGUGUUUCCUAAUAUAUCUGGUCUUUAUAUAGCUUCAUGUGGGCUAUCGAAGGCAAGUUUUAAUAAAAUGAUCAAUGGGUUUCAUGGAAUUGAAUUACGUGUACUCGAUUUCAGCCGAAAUUUUUUAGGAAAUUUAGAUGGAAAAACGUUUGGAACCUUAUUGAAAAUGCUUCCCAAACUUUGUUAUUUUAACAUGAGUUGUUGCAGUUUAUCAGGCAGUAUUGUUAAUGAAAUGAUGGAGGAAUGUGGUAGGAUGAAUGUAGUAUUGAAAGACAACUUGCUUCAACUGGAGGACAAUGACCUUUCAGAUAUUGAUGGUAAGUCACUUGCAGAGUUAAUCAAAGCUUUUUUCCUUGAUCUUGAAGGUAUUUUCAAUUGGCGUAAUCAUUGUCUUACAGCUGAUAACCUACAAAAUCUGAUUGAAUCAGUAAGUGUUGUAAAUAAAACAUUGACUUGGCAUUGGAUAGAUUUGAGUAAUAUUAACCUGUCUUCGAUCAGUGGUAAAACAUUAGCUUGCCUUGUUAAGAUCUCUCCAGACCUGAUCCAUAUUAACAUCAGUUAUUGCAGUUUAUCAGGCACUGAUAACCUACAAAAUCUGAUUGAAUCAGGCAAUGACCUUUCAGAUAUUGAUGGUAAGUCACUUGCAGAGUUCAUCAGGGCAUACGCGGUACCUUUUUUCCUUGGUCAUAAAGGUACUUUCCAAUGGAGUGAUUAUUCUCUUACAGCUGAUAACCUACAAAAUCUGAUUGAAUCA
Messenger RNA from Anneissia japonica, 4381 nucleotides. RefSeq lists its product as uncharacterized. The transcript is spliced from 10 exons. The record is from RefSeq and is a predicted model, not a curated record. The annotation marks the transcript as partial. Lineage: Eukaryota; Metazoa; Echinodermata; Crinoidea; Comatulida; Comatulidae.